Molecule: messenger RNA, 1075 nt
Organism: Chara braunii
Lineage: Eukaryota; Viridiplantae; Streptophyta; Charophyceae; Charales; Characeae
Source: the annotation of a GenBank genome assembly
GCGGGCUUUAAGUGGGGGAAGAGAGUUUAAGAGGCGAGAGAGGCUAGGCGGUGCUUUCGAGGCGAAGGCGAGUGAGAACAUUCUCGAGGCUUAUCACCAAGGUGACAAUGGCGCGCUGCGGAGCUUCAGCGGUGGCCAUGGCGGCCUUGCUUCUGCUGAUUGCAGCUGCCACACCUGCACUUGCGCAACCCGCGUCCGUGACCAUUAGUGGGGUCACAUUUGGCGGGAACGGGUGCAGCUGGAGCAACAGCGAAUAUUCCUACUCAAGCAACUCCAAGACAAUCACUUUCAUCUUCGGCGGGAUGGUGGCCACCACCGACGGGGGGCUUGAGGAUAGGCGGAAGGUGUGCCAGAUCUCCAUGUCCAUAAGUUAUCCUGAUGGCUGGACCUACACGCUGGGGCAGGUGACCGGCCGUGGAUUCGCCGACAUUGCCAAAGGAUCCCAGGGCAUUUACGAGACGCAUUUCUACUUCUCGGGGCAGACUGGCACCCCCAGAGUCAGCCGCAUCCUCCCGGGCAAGUUCGUCGACAGCUUUGAGUUCACGGACGACUUCAGCACGUCUGUCUGGAGCCAGUGCAACAACACUCCUAAUCUCAAUAUCAAGUCCGUGGUCAGGGUGGAAGGAAGCCAGGCCGUCAUGGCGCUCGAUUCCUCGGACACCAAGUUCCAGCUCGUCUACUACUUCGACUGGAAGGAGUGCUAAGUUUCCAGAUUUAGAAGCCUCCAAUCGGGGACGUCGCUGAAGCAGAUGACCGGAUGACACAUCAACGGUCCAAGAUGGCGGUUGACUUGACAGCACGACUACGUUGAGUUCGGUCUCGUGGCCAGAAAGCAUGGGUGGCUUGGAUAGAGGCGCUAGACCUCCUUCAGUUCUUGGAGGCUUAUGUCAGACAAGGCCGAGGGUAGUGGUACGUUGGGAACAGUCAUUCAUCUGAAGUCGGGGAGGGACGGGGGUCGUAGUCGGGAGGCUGAGCGUCAUAGAAAAUCUUAUAGGCUAAGGGCGGUGCGAGCAGUCUUUCCGAUCUGAUUGACCCGAGCUGAUUGUAAGCCUGUUACGACGAACAUGUGAGAACG